This is a messenger RNA of Nicotiana tabacum (common tobacco), 1716 nucleotides long. RefSeq names its product premnaspirodiene oxygenase-like. NCBI's taxonomy places the organism in Eukaryota, Viridiplantae, Streptophyta, Magnoliopsida, Solanales, Solanaceae. The record is from RefSeq and is a predicted model, not a curated record. Gene Ontology annotation, molecular function: monooxygenase activity; heme binding; iron ion binding.
UCUAUAUAAGUAAACGAUAUUUCAAAACAGAAAACCCAUCAAGUCGAAUUACCUUUCUUUCUUGUACUGAGAUGGAGUUUCAACACUUGGUUUCGUUCUUGCUAUUCAUCUCCUUCAUCUUUCUUCUGAUUCAAAAAUGGAGGAAAUCGAAAAGGCUUCCACCUGGUCCGUGGAGGCUACCUAUUAUUGGAAGUGUGCAUCACUUGACAAGUGGAGUAUCACAUCGAGUUCUCAGAAAUUUAUCACAAAAGUUUGGCCCAAUCAUGUACUUACAGCUCGGGGAAGUUCCAACAGUAGUUGUAUCCUCCCCACACAUGGCCAAACAAAUUUUAAAAACUCACGACCUCGCUUUUGCAUCUAGGCCAGAAAUCAUGAUGGGAAAAAUUAUUUGUUACGAUUGUAAGGACAUUGCCUUUUCCCCAUAUGGUGAUUAUUGGAGACAUAUGCGUAAACUGAGCACCUUGGAACUACUUAGUGCCAAGAUGGUGAAGUCCUUCAGUCCAAUUCGACGUGAUGAGCUCUCAAGUCUCCUAUCAUCCAUUGAAUCAAUGGGAGAUUUGCCAAUCAACUUAGUAGAAAAACUUUUAUGGUUUAUGAAUGCCGCGACAUGUAGGUCAGCAUUUGGGAAAGUGUGUAAAGAUCAAAAAGAGUUGAUAACAUUGAUUCAUCGAGCACAAUCAUUAUCUGGUGGAUUCGAGCUGGCUGAUUUGUUCCCUUCGAAAAAGUUUCUACAUGGUAUUAGUGGGAUGCGGUCUAAACUAAUGGAAGCUCGUAAUAAGAUAGACGUGGUCUUGGACAACAUUAUCAAUGUGCACAGAGAGAAUCGGGCAAAUGGAAAAUGUUGUAAUGGUGAGUCCGGAGCUGAAGAUUUCAUCGAUGUUUUUCAAAGAGUCAUGGAGAGCGGCGAAUUACCAUUUCCUCUAGAAAAUGAUAACAUCAAAGCAGUUAUUCUUGACAUGUUCGUAGCAGGGUCUGACACAUCAUCUUCAACCGUUAUUUGGGCAUUAGCAGAAAUGAUAAAGAAUCCAAGUGUAAUGGCGAAAGCACAAGCAGAAGUGAGAGAAGCUUUUAAAGGAAAGAAAACAUGUGAUGAGGAUACUGAUCUUGAAAAGCUUAGUUACCUAAAUUUAGUGAUCAAAGAGACACUCCGAUUACACCCUCCAACUCCUCUACUUGUCCCGCGAGAAUGCAGGGAGGAAACAGAGAUUGAUGGAUUCACUAUACCGUUGAAAAGCAAAGUCUUGGUUAACGUAUGGGCAAUUGGAAGAGAUCCCGAGAAUUGGGGAAAUCCUGAAUGUUUUAUACCAGAGAGAUUCGAAAAUAGUUCUAUUGAGUUUACUGGAAAUCAUUUUCAACUUCUUCCCUUUGGCGCGGGAAGACGAAUUUGUCCAGGAAUACAAUUUGGUAUGGCUCUUGUUACUCUGCCAUUGGCACAUUUGCUUCACAACUUUGAUUGGAAACUUCCCGAAGGAAUUAAUGCAAGGGAUUUGGACAUGACUGAGGCAAAUGGAAUAUCUGCUAGAAGAGAGAAAGAUCUUUACUUGAUUGCUACUCCUUGUGUCGCGUCUUGAUUAACACUGAAAUUUUGCACUAGCAUUGAAUAAGUUUAAGUAUAGGUUUGUAAUAUUUUGUUUAUCUUUUCUGUUUCUUCUCCAGUGUUAUUGUAACAUGAUGAGUAAUAGAUCAAAUAAAUGAGAACUCUAUACGUUUUUCUUA